This is a messenger RNA of Vespa crabro (European hornet), 1234 nucleotides long. RefSeq names its product evolutionarily conserved signaling intermediate in Toll pathway, mitochondrial (gene ECSIT). NCBI's taxonomy places the organism in Eukaryota, Metazoa, Arthropoda, Insecta, Hymenoptera, Vespidae. The transcript has 2 exons. Gene Ontology annotation, molecular function: protein binding. The record is from RefSeq and is a predicted model, not a curated record. Gene Ontology annotation, cellular component: mitochondrion. The coding region runs from base 15 to 1232 and encodes 405 amino acids.
AACUUAUAAAUAAGAUGAUCGGUAAUAAAACACUCCUUAGAUAUUUAAUAAAAAGUAAUAGUUCAGUAUUUAAGUAUUUUGUGAUAACUAAAAAGAAAUUUAAUGAACAAAAUUGUUUAAUUCUGCCUUUAACGACAAAUCGUUUAUUCCACAUUGCUCAAAAUCUUUAUAAAGAAGAGGAAACAAAGAAAAGUAAUACUCUUAUGACAUCUUUGUUUGAAAAUACAAAAGAAAAACGAAAAGAGACUUUCAUUGACAUUAUAAGGAUUUAUGAACAAGAAAAAUAUAAAAGAGGUCAAAUAGAAUUUAUUAAAUUAGCUUUGAAAUACAUGAAAGUUUAUGGUAUAGAUAAAGAUAUUGAAGCUUAUAAAGCCUUAUUAAAUAUUUUUCCAAAAGGACCAUAUAUUCCAAGAAAUUAUUUUAAUGUCGUGUUAAAAUAUUAUCCAAAACAUCAAGAUACUGCUACCGAUCUAUUACAACAAAUGGAAGAUAAUAACGUAAUACCUGAUGAAGAAAUACAAGAUAUUCUUUUAAAUAUCUUUGGUAAACAUGGUAGACCAUUGAAAAAAUUAUGGCGAAUGUUAUAUUGGAUGCCUAAGUUUAAAAAUUUAAAUCCUUGGCCUGUUCCUAGACCAGUACCUACAGAUCCAAAAAUACUUGCCAGAAUAGCAAUACAAAAGAUAAGUAGUAUUGAUGUAACAGCACUUAUAUCUGAAUUUGAGACAAAAGAUAUAGAGGAAUCUAUUGAAGAUACAUGGAUAAUAUCUGCUAUGAGUCCCAUUCAAAAAGAUUUAGUAAUACAACAUUUUAAAUUAAGGAAGGAUUUGCCUAUGUACGUAGAAGGUCCUUUCAAGAUUUGGGUUGCAAAUCAGUCAGUCGAUUACUUCAUUUUGAGAUCAGAUCCAAAAAAGAGUACUUAUGAAUAUGGAGAUCCUGAUGAUGUUAGCAAGAUUAAAAUUCCAUUUUGGAAGACAAAUAAGAUCAUUGAAGCACCUACAGUACAUGAGCAAGAGGAUGGUGUUUACUUUGCAGUAUGUGCCACUGGUACAUCUAGUAAAGAUUCUGCAGUAUCUUGGAUUCGAUAUUUGCAGAAAGAUAAUCCAGUUUUAGAACAAAUUCUUAUACUUAUAAAAUUGGCAUCAUCAGUAGAAACAGAAUGUAUACAAUUCAUAAAAGAACAAAAAAAUUUACAAAACAAAUUAAUUAAUAAUAAAAACGAAUAUUCCAAUUAAAA